ACUGUUGGUCCAUCCAUGCUGCCCACGCUCAAUAUUGCAGGUGAUUGGGUCCUGAUUGAAAGAAUAUCAUGGCGAAACAGACGCCUUGCUCUAGGAGAUAUCGUAAUAUGUACAUCUCCAGUCAAUCCUUCUAGACUCAUUUGUAAACGUGUUCUGGGACUUCCCGGCGAUAUUGUCUGUACUGAUCCUCGCAUGAUUUCACCUAAAUGGAUCAAAGUGCCUGAAGGCUGCGUAUGGCUUCAAGGCGAUAAUUUUCAAAACUCAAAGGACUCUAGAGAGUUUGGUCCUGUUCCAAUGGGAUUGAUUCGAGGCCAUGUGUUUUUCAGAGUACGUUGGGUUUAG
Molecule: messenger RNA, 342 nt
Organism: Batrachochytrium dendrobatidis JAM81
Lineage: Eukaryota; Fungi; Chytridiomycota; Chytridiomycetes; Rhizophydiales
Exons: 1
Cellular component (GO): membrane; mitochondrial inner membrane peptidase complex
Molecular function (GO): serine-type endopeptidase activity
Source: RefSeq, a predicted model, not a curated record